This is a messenger RNA of Sorex araneus (European shrew), 1560 nucleotides long. It is a transcript of the gene PIP5KL1, whose product is annotated as phosphatidylinositol-4-phosphate 5-kinase like 1. The transcript has 10 exons. NCBI's taxonomy places the organism in Eukaryota, Metazoa, Chordata, Mammalia, Eulipotyphla, Soricidae. Gene Ontology annotation, molecular function: phosphatidylinositol kinase activity. The record is from RefSeq and is a predicted model, not a curated record. Gene Ontology annotation, biological process: phosphatidylinositol metabolic process. Bases 81 to 1289 code for a protein of 402 amino acids.
UGGCGCCUGCCGCUGCGCGGUGGGGCGGCGGGUGGGCUGGAGUCGCGGCCCGAGCCCAGAGAGCUGCUGCCCCUGGGGCGAUGGCCGAGGCGAGCUCGGGACUCUGCCAGGCCCUGGCCCCCCCCUCCCCAGAGGCCGGGGACAUCACGUCCCACUGGGUUUCCCCCGGCUGCCAGCGCAGAAGCCUCUUCUGGUGCCUGCGACGCAAGAAGCCGUCCCAUGGCCUGCUGGAGAUCGGCCCGGGCCACGAGCUGCACCCGCUCGCGAGCAUGAUGCAGGCGGGGCUGUGGGCUGCCACCCAGGUGUCCCUGAAGCAGCCCCCCGCAGGGCCGCCCACCGAGAAGGAUUUCUCCGAGGUCCUGACCCAGGCUCAUAAGGGCUUUGAACUGGACACACUGGCCGGCCCGGCCUUCGCCUGGCUGCGCCACUCGCUGGGCCUGGCCGAGGAAGACUACCAGGAUGCCCUGGGGCCCGGAGGCCCCUACCUGCAGUUUUUCAGCCCUUCCAAGAGCAAGUCCAUCUUCUUCCUGUCCCACGACCGACGCUUCUUCCUGAAGACCCAGCAGCGCCGGGAGGUGCAGGUGCUGCUCGCGCACCUGCCCCGCUACGUGCAGCACCUGCAGCGCCACCCCUACACGCUGCUGACGCGGCUGCUGGGCGUGCACACUCUGCGAAUGGCCCAGGGAAAGAAGGAGUACUUCAUCGUCAUGCUGAGCGUCUUCUACCCCGCCUCCGGCCGCCUCUUGGAGCUGUAUGACAUCAAGGGCUGCGAGGUGGACCGGUGGGUGGAGCCAGUCUCUGAUGACUGCUCCAUCGUGGUGCUGAAGGACCUCAACUUCCAGGGCAAGACCAUCCACCUGGGGCCCCAGCGGACCUGGCUCCUCUACCAGAUGGAACUGGACACGGCCUUCCUGCGGGACCUAAACGUGAUGGACUACAGCCUCAUCCUGGCCUUCCACCAGCACCAGGACGGCGAGAGGACCGAGGCCAGCAGCCUCCCCCAGGCCUCCUCGGCCAGAUUUGUGGAAGGGAUACAGAACCCGGAGGAGGUGGAAUUGCCGCAGAAUUACCGUUUGCUCUCCGGUGGCCCCCACGCCCCCAACAUUUUGGAUGGGCCCGAGCAACGCUACUUCCUGGGCCUAGUGGAUCUGGCCACCGUGUACGGGCUCCGCAGGCGGCUGGAGUAUCUAUGGAAGAUGCUGUGGUACUCAGGACGAAACUUCUCCACCGUCAAUCCCACUCGCUAUGCCCGUCGUCUCUGCCAGUGGGUGGAGGCGCACUCGGACUGAUGCCCGCCCGGCUCAGUCCUCCACAUCGGAAUAAUGGGCGCGUGCGGACUCCAGACUGCAGUUCCUGACUCUGGCCUCCAGAGGGCAGCGCCCGCUAGCGAACACCUCGGUUGACGAUGACGCUAUGCUGGGCACGAUGCCAGCCUCCUUUACAUUAGCUCAUUUUAUGCUCCGGGAAAUGCUCUUAUUCUCCUUUAUAGACAGUGAAGUGGAAGUUCAGGGGGUGAACGGACUGAGUGCCAUCGAUCAACAAUAAAUGCUGGAACCAGGA